AUGUCAGACAAAGCCAGUCAAAAGAAAUCUGUUGCUACUAAAGACGCUACCAAGCCAAAAAAAGCUGGAGAUGAAGAAAAGAAAACUAUGCUUAAGAAGAAUUUUGAGUCAUAUGCUUUAUACAUUUCAAGAGUUUUGAAAUCAGUUUUCCAAGAUAUUGGAAUUACACUUCCAUCUAUUUCUAUUAUGGAUUCAUUUGUUCGUGACAUUUUUGAAAGAAUUGCUACUGAAGCAUCAUCUCUUGCAAGAAAUUAUAAUAAAACCACAAUCACUGUCAAAGAAAUUGAAACAGCUACUAAACUCAUUCUUAAAGGUGAUUUGAAUAAACAUGCAGUUUCUGAAGGACAAUCAGCUGUUAAGAGAGCAUCUGGUAAAGGAAGCACUUCAGGAUCUCAAGCUUAA
Messenger RNA from Entamoeba dispar SAW760, 402 nucleotides. RefSeq names its product histone H2B, putative. Gene Ontology annotation, molecular function: protein heterodimerization activity; structural constituent of chromatin; DNA binding. The coding region runs from base 1 to 402 and encodes 133 amino acids. Gene Ontology annotation, cellular component: nucleosome. The record is from RefSeq and is a predicted model, not a curated record. NCBI's taxonomy places the organism in Eukaryota, Evosea, Mastigamoebida, Endamoebidae. Gene Ontology annotation, biological process: nucleosome assembly. The transcript has a single exon.